This is a messenger RNA of Cotesia glomerata, 2388 nucleotides long. RefSeq names its product LON peptidase N-terminal domain and RING finger protein 3. Gene Ontology annotation, molecular function: protein binding. NCBI's taxonomy places the organism in Eukaryota, Metazoa, Arthropoda, Insecta, Hymenoptera, Braconidae. Bases 109 to 2337 code for a protein of 742 amino acids. The transcript is spliced from 9 exons. The record is from RefSeq and is a predicted model, not a curated record.
UAAUUUUAAAAGUUGAAAAAAACAAGAAAAAAAUUUUUUUUUAUUUAAAAAAUUAAAUUAUAAAAAUUUAAUUAGUUUUUAUAUUUAAAGUAAUAUUAUUAAGUAAUAAUGGAAGCGGCUAAAGAAGCAUUUGCAUCUCGCAAUUACGGCCUGGCGGUAGAAAUGUACGAACGAAGUAUUAAGCAGCAUACGAAUACUCCAAAUCUGGAGCUCCUGAUUGGAUACGGCGACUCGCUGGCGCGAUCUGGCCGGACAAGGGAUGCUGUGGACGUGUUCGCGAGGUGUAUGACCCUGGCGCCCUUGCCGAUAGAGCGAUUAAAGCACCUGACCUCCGCGCUACUGGAGGAUCUCGCGGGAGGCGCUGCAAUAUCCCCCGCUUUGCCCUCGGGGAAUAAUAAUAAGUCCUUCUCCUGUCCCACGUGUGAAGGGGCUUUGAGUCACCCCGUCACCGGAGGGUGCGGACACACGUACUGCAGGAGCUGCUACGAGAUAGGGAAGCCUUGUCGCGCUUGCGGACAAAAGCUCGGCCCCCUCGCGGAGACCAAUGUUCUGGUGCAGAGACUCGUCGAGAAGUGGUGGCCUAGAGAGACCGAGGCCUCCAGGGCGAGGCACGAAGGUGAUGUCCUUUUGAAGGAUGGACAUCCUGCUGAGGCACUUGAACGUUAUGAUCUUGCUAUUCGACUUGCACCAAACAGCCCACUUCACUUUAGCAAUCGAGCUAACGUUCUGCUCAUCCUAAACAGGCCGCAGGCAUCAUUGAACGAUGCCGAUCACGCUGUGCGCCUACGACCCGACUGGGGAAAGGGUCAUUACAGAAGAGGUGUAGCUCUGUCAGCUCUAGGAAGACAUGAAGAAGCUUUUGUAGCUUUUUGUACUAGUGUAGCAAUUGAUAAAAAUACUCAAAAUAUUCGCCAUGAAUUAACCAGAGUACUACAUCGUGUGUUAUUAAAUUUACGACGAAGUACAGUAUCGCGAGGACCAUACGUUUUUACUGAAAGCAAUGUAAGAUUAAGAAGAACCCGUGACCAUCAUCAUAAUCAUCACUAUCAUUACCGCGCAUCACGGAUUUUGAAUUCAAGUCAACGACACCGACGUCCGGCCCUUAAUUCAUCAGACUGCGAAGAUAAUAGUAGUAGCGAAGAAGAAUUUACCCAGGCAAUAUGCCGGAGGGUGAGCAACAAUGUACCUCAAGGCAAUGUUAAAUUACAUAUUUUACUAGACCGUAUUUAUCAGGAAGUUGAAAAAUUAAAAAGAGUUGAACGAAUGCCAGCUGAAAUUCUACUUCCGCCAUUGUCAGGAAGUAGUACCGUAGCUACAGGUGAUUUGGAUUGCAUUUUGUGUUGCCGUUUAUUAUGGAAACCUGUUACAACACCUUGCGGACAUACGUAUUGUUGGAUGUGUUUAGAUCGCUGUCUCGAUUACUCAUCAGCAUGUCCACUUUGUGUUACAUCUCUCGCUGAUUACUUGGCAAGUAAUCAAAAAACGGUAACCGAAUUUGUGGAGAAAGCACUCAAGACUAUAGCACCGACGGAGUACUCAUCGCGAGCAACAAAUCACCGACUCGAGCUAAUCCAGGGUUCAGGACUUUUGGGAAAUAAUCAGCACAACAUCGCGGUAUUCGUGUGUACGACGGCGUUCCCCUGUGUCGCAUGCCCGCUGUUUGUUUACGAGCCGCGAUACAGGCUGAUGGUACGCCGUUGUGUUGAGAGUGGGGUCAGGCACUUUGGCAUUGCCGCUUGCCUCAAUCGCGAAGCCACAGGUAGCAAAAGAUACGCGGAAUACGGGACCGUUUUGGAGAUAAGAGAUAGAGUUUUAAUGAAAGAUGGAUGUAGUAUUUUAAGCACCGUGGGUGGUAGAAGAUUCCGAGUGCUCUCUGGCGGUGAAAGAGACGGUUAUGAUACUGCGGAAGUUGAACUUAUUCGUGAUUCACCGAUUCCAUUAGAAUGUUUGUCAACUGUUAGAGAACUUCAUGACAAGGUAUGGUCAAAAGGUAAAAAGUGGUGGUCAAGUGUAUCACCAAUCCAACAAGAAGAAAUAGAGCGAGUAUUUGGCGAAAUGCCAACGCCGGAAGAAGACUGGAUCCGUUUACCAGACGGUCCCUCGUGGACGUGGUGGAUUCUCGCGAUAUUACCUCUCGGACCACAACUGCAGGUCGGGAUUUUGGGGACCACCAGCCUGGAAAAACGUCUCAGGGCCAUUGAAAAGACUUUGAACCACAUGGAAAAGCGGCAGCUGACGAUAACGGCAGCCCCUGCCGAAGAUACGACCACGUCCUCGAGCAUUUGCCAAGACGACAAUGAUCUUACUCACUCUUCCGUUUCAGUCAUGCACUCAUAAUCUACCACCAUAUUAAUAUUUAAUCACUCUCACAAUCAUUACUUUUAAUAA